UGCUACUUUCCUCGUAGCUGGCCGAGCCAUUUAUCUGGUCGGACACUCCAAAAAAAUGCCUUCUAUGACCUGUUCGUGAACAUGUAGCUAAAUAGAUCAGUCAUGUUAAAUUGGAGGACGCUACAUAGGAACAAAGCCUUCCAGUAUGGAGUUCCCAUGCUUCUGCUGAUUGUUGGUGGCUCCUUUGGCCUUCGUGAGUUUACACAAAUCCGUUAUGAGGAACAGAAGAUCAGAAGAAGGCUGGAUCCUUCACUGGUGGCUAAAGUGGAUGUCAAGAAGCAGUCAGUCAUGCUGGAAGAGGAGUAUGAG
Messenger RNA from Austrofundulus limnaeus, 309 nucleotides. It is a transcript of the gene cox16, whose product is annotated as cytochrome c oxidase assembly factor COX16. The record is from RefSeq and is a predicted model, not a curated record. Lineage: Eukaryota; Metazoa; Chordata; Actinopteri; Cyprinodontiformes; Rivulidae. Gene Ontology annotation, biological process: mitochondrial respiratory chain complex IV assembly. Gene Ontology annotation, cellular component: mitochondrial inner membrane.